AUGCGAGACUUAGCAGCAACAGCUCCGAAGAAAAGAAGACGUGAGGGAUUCACUGCUUCAAAGGGAAAAGAAGUAACGACGGCAUGUACUGGUAUCGAAAAUAUUGAUGAAGCUAUAACGUUGCUUGAACAAAAUAACUGGGAUUUAGUGGCAGCUAUAAAUGGUGUAAUACCACAAGAAAAUGGCAUUCUGCAGAGUGAGUACGGUGGAGAGACUUUACAAGGACCAGCAUAUGGCCCCACGGGUCAUUCUACAGCAGCUUCUUCUACUCCCUCCUCAUCCUCAGCAUUUCGCCAUGUAGUGCCAUCUAGACAAAUAGUGGAAAGACAACCUCGAAUGCUUGACUUCAGGGUUGAGUACAGAGACAGAAAUGUGGAAGUAGUACUUGAAGACAGCUCCACAGUUGGAGAGAUAAAACAUAUUCUAGAAAAUGAACUUCAGAUUCCUGCGUCUAAAAUGCUGUUAAAAGGGUGGAAGACUGGAGAUGUAGACGAUAGUACUAUUUUAAAAACUCUACACUUGCCAAAAAAUAAUAGUCUUUAUGUUCUAACACCUGACCUGCCUCCUCCUUCUUCGAGUCAUUCUGGGGCCCUGCAGGAGUCAUUAAAUCAAAACUUCAUGCUGAUCGUCACCCAUCGAGAAGUCCAGCGGGAGUACAACCUCAACUUCUCAGGAAGCAGUACCAUUCAGGAGGUAAAGCGGAACGUGUAUGACCUAACUAGUAUUCCUGUUCGUCACCAGCUGUGGGAAGGCUGGCCUCCUUCUGCCACAGAUGACUCGAUGACUCUAGCUGUUUCCGGACUGACUUUUCCUUGCCAUCGACUUACAGUUGGAAGAAGGUCUUCACCCGUACAAACAAGGGAACAGUCAGAAGAGCAAUGCACUGAUGUUCAUAUGGUUAGUGACAGUGAUGGAGAUGACUUUGAAGAUGCUACAGAGUUUGGAGUUGAUGAUGGAGAGAUGUUUGGAGUAGCAUCAUCUGCCUUGAGGAAAUCGCCAAUGAGGCCAGAAAAUGCUGAAAAUGAAGGAGAUGCCUUAUUACAAUUUACAGCAGAAUUUUCUUCAAGAUAUGGUGACUGCCAUCCUGUUUAUUUCAUUGGCUCAUUAGAGGCUGCUUUUCAAGAAGCCUUCUAUGGGAAGGCUAGAGAUAGAAAGCUUCUUGCUAUCUACCUCCACCACGACGACAGCGUCCUGACUAACGUCUUCUGCUCGCAAAUGCUUUGUGCUGAAUCCAUUGUCUCGUACCUGAGUCAGAACUUCAUCACCUGGGCCUGGGACAUGACAAAAGAAGCAAACAGAGCAAGGUAA
This is a messenger RNA of Struthio camelus australis, 1308 nucleotides long. The record is from RefSeq and is a predicted model, not a curated record. NCBI's taxonomy places the organism in Eukaryota, Metazoa, Chordata, Aves, Struthioniformes, Struthionidae.